UGCAGCCUCAGGGCGUAUGACUAACUUGACUUAAAUUAAACGAAAAACCCAAGAAAAUCGGUUAAAAUUAAUUGCCAAAGAUGUGCUGAGCACGGGUAGAGCAUAAAACAGUGUGUAAAUAGCAGGCGAAAGAGUCGAAUUGGAUUUUUCUUCGCUCUGCAGAAACCAACCGCGAGUGUGUCACUCAAUUCUUUUUGCUCCCCAUUCGCGACGACAAAGUACCCAAAUUCGUGGAAAAGUUUCGCCAUUAAAACGUAACGCAAGAACAACGACUAAGUAUAUUCUAAAAGAAGAGAAAGCCGAGAAAAUAUUCCGCUGCAUGAUGAAAGGCGUAGUAGUAAUUGCAUCUCUGUCCCACCCCCCGAGACGCCUUAAAGUAGGCAAAGUGGAAAUAAACACGCACACAGAUGCCACCAUUGAAAAAUCAAUAAUCGGCGCAUGUGUGUGCGAGUGAGACCGAUGCCGGCGUGUACAAUCGACCGACUGGCAUAAUAACAACAACACAUACUCCAAACAGACAUUGCGUGGGAGCGAGACGGCCAAAGCGAACAGCAGGACAAGUGUAAACAAAGAAGCACAAAGGCAGUAAAAAGGGAAAACACAACGAAGUAGACAGAUAAAACGCGUUAUAGCAGUUGUCCCACUUAUAAAAUAGGAAUUAAAUUACGUUAGCAAUAAAAGCACAAUCAUUAUACGCAACAUUAUUCGAGGCCAAAGGAAUUACUACACGAAUGCCAAUCAGCUUUUUCUGAGCAAAAUGCAGACGCUGCGCAAGAAAACGAGUCCUUGUAAAUAUCGCAACGAUCCGGGACGCUUUUUCGGCGAUGGCGUCCAGUUCAAGGCAAAGCUCAUCGGCAUUCUGGAGGUGGGCGAGGCCCGUGGCGACCGCAUGUGCCAGGAGGCGCUCCAGGAUCUCAAGAUGGCCAUCCGUGCUGCCGGCGAGCACAAGCAGAGGAUAACCAUUCAUGUGACCAUCGAUGGGCUGCGACUGAGGGAUGAAAAGACAGGGGACUCCCUGUAUCACCAUCCGGUCCAUAAGAUCUCCUUCAUUGCCCAGGAUAUGACCGAUUCCAGGGCCUUUGGCUAUAUCUUUGGAUCACCAGAUAGCGGGCAUCGGUUCUUCGGCAUCAAGACGGACAAGGCGGCCAGCCAGGUGGUGUUGGCCAUGCGUGAUCUCUUCCAAGUGGUCUUCGAGCUGAAGAAGAAGGAGAUUGAGAUGGCGCGCCAGCAGAUUCAGGGCAAAUCCCUGCACGAUCACGCCAGCCAGUUGGCCUCCCUGUCCUCGCUGAAGGCCGCCGGCCUGGGCGGCGUAACACUCGGUCAUGGGGAUCUGGCCAGCGGUGGAGGAGGUGCCUCCGGUCAUGCACUCACCCUGCUAGGCGGUAGCCUUGGCGGUGCCUCCAAUGGGACGAGCAGGUUGGGCGUGAGCCUGGACGUGGCCAAGGUCUCAGGAGCGGCAGCCAAGGAGAUCUCCCCCGAGUCGGUGGCCGAUCUGGUUGAUCUGGAACAGGAGUUAACCUCACUGCAGCGGGGUAUCAGCCAAAUGGAACGGAUUACGCCCAAUGAACCCACUACCAUGGGAUCGAGCAGUGGUGGUCAUCCCUCAUUAGCCAAGUCAGCCAGUGAAGAUGAUCCCUUCGGGGACUCCUUCAUCUAUGUGCCCUCCUACAGUAUCCUGCCACCGCCUCCCGAAUCUGGACGGAAUAGGCACAAGCCACCAAAUAAGACACCAGAGACGGUGGCCAGUUUGGAAGCGAUGCUCUCACCACCCCCGGGAGCCAGUAACUCCCAAUCUCCGGCCACCACAGCACUACAGGCUGCGGCGGAUAACGAUGAUGAUGACAACUGGCUGCAGGAAUUGGAUCACCAGAAUGAUGUCUUUGACACCACGAAAGUAGCAGUGGGUGGCAGUGGUCUAGGAUCAGUCUUAGCCAUGGCUCCGUUGGCAUCUAGCGAAUCAACGGCCACACCCACACAGCAACUAUCGGAGAUCACAGGUGGAUCAGUUCCCCUAACAGAUCUGGACAUUGGCCUGGGCAUGGGUUCAGCCUUGGGAUCAGGAAAUGAGGAACAAGCCUCGACGGUCUUGUCUUUGGAUGCGUUCACGGAUCUGGAUCCGCUGGGCACGGGACGCACCAGGCCGUAUGUCGAUAAGAAAUACUUCUUCCAAGAGCUAAAGAAUCCGCCAAAGAAACUGCUCAAGGAGCUUAGCUCUGGGAGCCAGGCGGGUCUUGGCCUGGGUGGUCUCACCCUAGGCCAGCCGGAUGGUCUCUUUCCGGAGGAUAGCACCACCAUCUCCACCAUUACCACAACCACCACAGCUACUAACAUCACCGCAGGGAAUCCGCUCCAGAACUCGGCUAACACACUAACCACCACCGCUAGCACCGUCGCCAGUCUGGGCCAGCUCCUGUCAUCCGUUAACGUCAUUCCUUCGACAGUUCCCAUUUCCGUUCCAUCGUCCCUUUCCCUACCUGCACCCACUCCCGCUCCCGCCACCAUUUCCAUUUCCCAUUCGAUCCCCUCGAGCGCCGAGCUAAAACUCUUGCUUGGCCAUAUCACUAAUCCGCCUAAUCCCACCGGACACUAUUAUACCGCAGAACCGCCAACGCUGACCACACUGGAGGAUCCACAUCCGUCGACACAGGCGGAUCCAGUGCUGCUGCCCAGAGAUACGGAUCCGUUUUCGCCCACGCGUAAGAAGAGCGAUCCGGAUCCAUUUCAGGAGGGUGAUCUCUUUGCCAAACUGGAUGCCUUUGAGUUUGAGGCACCGCCGGCGAUACCAGCUCCCUCGAUACCGGAAUCCAAGGCGAACGUAUUCAAUGGACCACUCCAGGUGCAGUUGCCGCCAGAGAAGGAGCAGCAGCAUCAGCAUCAGCAUCCGCUCCAGCUCCAGCAGCCACCGAGUACGGUGAGGAACAGGCCCACAGCCUCGGUGUCUGCCCUUCAAAGCGGCGGCGGGAGCAGUGGUGGAGGAGCCCUGGAUGUGAUCUCCAGUAUUAGCAACAAGAAGAUGCCCCAUUUGUUUGGCCAAUCGAGAUCCUUUGGCAAAUCCGGCUCGGAUAUUGGUUCCAGUGUCAACAUGCGUCGUUUGCAGGAGAGCGAUUCCCUGAGUGAAACAGAGACGGCACCGGAGCCACCGCCACGUCCAGACUCCGCUCCAUACUCGGAACCACCGCCGCUGCCGCCAAAGAAGCAGUUCAGCGACCUUGUGAUCCGACCCACGCCCGCCAAUCCCGUGCCACCGCCCACUGCCGGGCGGUACGAGUACUUGAACAGCAGCGCCACAACGGGAAGAAGGACUCUCUCAUCGGCUGCAGAUGCUCCACCCAUUCCAUUGCCAUCGCGUCGCGUGGGUCGCUCCGAUGGCUGUUUCCCAGGUCCAGGAAGGCCACGAAAGCCGGGACACACUGAAGAUGAUUAUCUGGCGCCAUUGGGAGCUCCACCGCCAUUGCUGCCACCUCCAAGCCAAGGAUCCUCGGCCCGGGCAAGACCGCAAAGGCAGGCAUCGCUGGGAAGGCCACAGGAUAUAUACGAAAACAAGGCGGAAAUCCUGCAGGCGCAGCAGGCACAGCAGGCUCAGCAAGCUCAUGAGGGCAGCUCGACCACCCUGGCUCCGGACAUCACGUUGACGCAACUGCUCACUCUGGGCAUGGAUGAUCUGGCCAUUAAGCUAAAUGUUCCCGCCAGCAAGCUAAGCACCAUGACACUGGUGCAAUUAACAGCCUAUCUUUCCGAGUAUUUGUCCAGUGAAAAGAGCCAGGAGCGACGAUCCUCUCCAGCCAAUCCCACACCUGCUCCAGCACCUUCCAGCACCGCGGCCGUUUUCAAGGUGAACUUCGAUCAGCAGACCUCUUUUGUGGCCAAAUUCGAUGACACUUUCGGUGAGGAUGAGGUGGUGGGUGUUGGGUCUUUGGACUCCAACUUUGUGGCCAACUUUGCCAAUUUCAAUGAAGCUCCAGCCGCAGUGACCAUGCCAGGUGUAUCACCCGUGGCGGCAACAGUGCCCUCAGCGGAUCGGUAUGCCGUAUUCCGAGAGAUCAUUGACCAGGAGUUGCAACAGCAGCAGCAGGAAACGGAUCUCAUGGGUGAUCUUACGCCACCGCCCAUUGAUGAGACGCAAAUCAAGGACAGCCACGAAGGAGGAUUGGAGGUGAACAAUAUCGGAGCAGAGCUACCAAUCGAUGCUUUGGAUGUUACACCAGCUCCCAAGAUCGAUACCAAGAUCACCGAAGUGGUGGCCCAGGCCAAGGAUCGUUAUGCAGCCUUGCGCGACAUUAUCCUGGUAGAGAAUCUCUUCGACAAGCCAGCAGCUGCCAGUGUCCAGCCCCAGGAGAAGGAAAAGGAUCUGCUGCAGGACUUUCCCGAGUUUAGUGAUGAGUUCAAUGAGGAUCACGAUCUCCGCCAGAUCAUGGAUCAUCAGGAUGUGCAUCAAUCACAUCAUUCCCAGAGUCGACAUGGUCUCGUGGACAGUCGAGGCUUUCCAGCGGAGCCCUCUUCAUCCGCUCUAACCGUAGACGACGAUGACGAGGACGAAGAUGCCGAUGCGGGUGGUGAGAGCAGUUUGGAUAGCAACGAAAAGGAUGCGGAACCGGUCAGUGGACAAGAUCAGUACGAGAAGUUGUCCACUUCAACGCAGCAACUAGAUGCCGCUGCUCCCAAUGCGGAUGAUGUGUUGCAGCAGCCACAACAACAAUCUGUGCCUCCCAAGCAGGAUCAGAAAUUCCUAUCCGUGCUCACGGCUCCUGGAGGUGGUACCAAAGAUGACAUCGAAAUCGAUGAGCUUAUGCAUCGUGCCAUUUCCAAUCUAUCCCUUGAUUCCCGGGAUCGCAUUUCACCCGCCACAUCCUCGGCGGCCCCGUCGCGAGGAGCUCCUAGCCUGCACACACCCUCGCAGUUCAAUGAUGUCAGCACCUCACCCAUUCCCCUGCAGAAGCCACCCACAGUGAUGGGGAUUCCAUCGCCAGUGCCCUCCCAGCUGUCAGCAGUUUCCCAGCUCAUUGAUACCGCUACCAAACAAAUGAUGGGAGAGAGGGAUAAGGAAGCCUCCCGGGAGAAGCAAUCAUGGGCCACCUUUGAUUCACCCAAGGCCAGGGGUAAGGCCAGGCUAACACUACCGCCGCCACCUCCGCCUGCCUCCAAUACAUCACAACCGGACACUGUGGAGUCACCUUGCAGCUCGGAUCCCCGGGAUGAUGGUUGGUCCAAGCAGCAGCGCCGCUGGGCCAAAAAGGAACGCCAGCAGACAUCCUCAUCUUCCAGGGAUUUAAGUCCCUGGGAUGAUGAGACGCCAGAGUAUCUAAAGCGACGUCAGAUGGCCGCCGCCCAAAUGUCACAUCCGCAUCAGCAGUCGCAGCAGCAGAUGCCACCGGAUAGACAUGGUUACUAUAUGCGACAUGCCAGGCGGAUGAACUCCUGCGAUGAGGAUUAUAACUACGAUGCAGAGUUCAUGGCACGCCGGGAUCAGCAGCAGCAACAACAGCAGCGGAAAUUCAAGCAUGGUCUAUCCCGCAGCAGGGAUAACUUUGAAUUGGAUUCACCCAGCUGGUACCAUCAUCCGGCCCAUCACACCUGGUCACCGCAGGAGAUUGAACAGACGCGUGCCCGUUCCUUUGAGCGUGCUGCCUACGAAAGAUCUAGCUAUGGACCACCACCGCCAAUCUACGACAAACGUGGUCAGGUUAGGAGCAAAUAUCGUGGUGACCACAGGGACAGAGAUCGGGAGAGGGAUCGUGAGCGUGAAUAUCGGGAUUAUGCUCGUCCCAGCUACGAUUUCGACUAUGAAAAUGUGUACGAAGAUCGGGGCGGACGUUCUCCAAUGGCCUACAAACCCGGCAGAGGCGGUGUGGAUUACCUGUACGAUCGAGAACGUGAUCGGGAUCGAGAUCGUGAACGCAAGUCCUUUGAUCGGGAAAGUCUCGAAUCGUAUGAGAGUGCCACCCGGAGACGUCGAAGUUUUGGCAGUGGCAACGAUGUCUACGGGAGCCUGGACAGUCGUGAUGAUUAUCGUGGUGAAAGGGAAAGGGAUCGAGAGCGAGAUCGUGAGCAGAUGAAGACUCGGUCGCUGCGAAAACCCACAACCACAUCCGGCAAACUAAGAAUUAGUGGUGACAUCGACUACGAACAGGAUUCGGAGCAGGAUUUCCAACAGCGAACAGCUGUGGGUCGGAGUAGCCUGCAGCGACCUAGCGAUGGGGUCCUGCCCUCCAGUGCCACCGUAGGCGGUCCACAAAGGCUACGCAAGAGCAGUGGCUCUAGUCCUUGGGAUGGCGAAGAACCCUCUUUGCCUGGCCAGAAAUCAUGGAAGCGACCAGCUAGCGCUGCUGAAACAGAGCGACGUCUGGCCGAGAGUCGUCGGGCGGCAGCCUUGGGACAAACUCCCUCGGAUGGCGAGAAAGAACGAAGAUUCCGCAAAAAGACCCGUGCUCGCAGUGCCAAAGAUCUAGCCACAGUGGGCGUGACCAGCGUUGGUGCUGCUCCACUUCCCUCCCGAUCUGGCUAUGGCCGUAGUGGCCUUAGAGAUAACUAUGACUACAUAUGUCCAGGACAGCGCAACGAGGUGGAUGACGACGAUGAUGAUGACGAGGACUAUGUGGAUGAUGAGCCGCCAACGGAUGAGGAUAAGUUCGAGCGUUUGAAUCGACGGCGGCAUGAGAUGCAUCAGCGAAUGUUGGAGUCCGAACGACGGCAGCUGGAGCGCCAUCAGCCUCCAUCGCUGGCCAAAUUGCCUGGACAGAAUCGUAACCGUGGCGGAGGUGGCGGUGUCGUGGUCAACAGUGACUACGGUUUUGUGGACAGCUAUGAACAGACACCCACACCGACACCGCGUUCGAAUGCCAGUAGCACAGGACCCGGCGGAGGUGGCGGUGGCCUAAUGAUGAGCGGCGGCGAAUCCUCCGCGGGAGUCACUAGCUCCAAGUUCAACUUUGAUGACGGUUUCGAGUCGGACUUUAAUCAAAGUUCACCGCCACCGGCACCCGCUGGCACCGCCUCCAGUUGCAAUUCCACGCCAGCCGGCCCGGUGUCUGGAGGUGGGAAUAACAAUGGUGGAUCCAAGAGCCUCUUCCGCUUCUCCAAUGAUUUCUCGGAUCGUGAGAAACGUGAACAAUUUGAGGCGGAAACGCCGCCAACCUCGACGCCGCCAAUUACGCAGAAACUGCGAUUCGAUGACAAUGUCAAGGUCUCUCAGUUUGAUGAUGCCGCCUUUGAGGAUGACUUUGCCAAGGCAUCCUUUGAUUUCGAAAAGGAGCAGGCAACGGGAGCAGGAGCAGGAGCUGCAGGCGGAGGAUCUGGUGGUGCCAUGACCCGGAAACAGAAUAUGCGAACAAGCAAAUUACAGCAGCGACAAGAGUUAAUUAAGAAAUCCGAAUCGGUGAAUAUAUUUGCCAAGAAGCAAGAGGAUCCCUUCGAGGACGAUGAGUUCUUUAAGUCACCGGAUCACGAGGAGCCGAUAAAGGAGCAGGAUCAGGAUGGCGGUGAAGCGGGCAAGUUCCAGUGGAACGAGGACGCCAACUUUGCCAAGUUCGAUGAAAACAUGUGAUUUGACCAACUCUUUGCCCAGGCAUCGAGCAGUAGUCAACGAUGUCCGCAGGAGCAGGAGCCAUCGAUGGACCACAACUAUGCGGAGAUUGAUGUGAUCAACGACUCGGAUUUCACCUAUCUGACCAACCUCAACCAUUAUUACCAACAGCAGCGGCUGCAAAGCCUCCGACAGAGCUUAAAUCGCAACCACAUCUACUGCAAUCUUCCUGUUCAACAGCAGGAGGAGAAGGAAAGGGAGCAACCUCCUCCACAGACCAGAUCCACCUCCACAUCCACAAGUCCUUGGCAUGAGCCCAAGUCCAAGUCAAAGCUGCUGGUGCUAAAGAAGCCAAAGAAGUGGAAACUCAAGCGGACUUUGGAUGACUUUGUCAAGUGUCUGAUUAUAGCCUCCUCAUCGGCGGAGCAUGUGUACGAUUACGAUGUGCUGUGGUAG
Molecule: messenger RNA, 7975 nt
Organism: Drosophila serrata
Lineage: Eukaryota; Metazoa; Arthropoda; Insecta; Diptera; Drosophilidae
Gene: Dab
Product: DAB adaptor protein
Cellular component (GO): cytoplasm
Source: RefSeq, a predicted model, not a curated record